Molecule: messenger RNA, 6224 nt
Organism: Diorhabda sublineata
Lineage: Eukaryota; Metazoa; Arthropoda; Insecta; Coleoptera; Chrysomelidae
Gene: Ptpmeg
Product: tyrosine-protein phosphatase non-receptor type 4
Exons: 13
Coding region: 256-2937 (893 amino acids)
Biological process (GO): protein dephosphorylation
Cellular component (GO): cytoskeleton
Molecular function (GO): protein tyrosine phosphatase activity; protein binding
Source: RefSeq, a predicted model, not a curated record
CGAAGAAGAUAUUGACUAAUGACAGUGGCAGCGUCGAAUAUGUCUGUGGAUAAUUGAUAAAAGUUAAAUAAUUAUGUGUCAAUGUAAUUAAAAAAAAAGAACAAAAUAAGAAAUGUGCUUCGCAGAUUACUAACUAGACCAUUUUUUAAUAUCGUUAGUUCAUCAACACCACAAUUAAUAUGAAAUCGUGAUGAAAAAGAGAGGAUCUUAGAAUGUAAAGAAGGAUGGUAGGUGGCUUCAUCUGAAUUUUCAAGUAUGAUUGAGAGUGUCUCUAAAAGAGCAUUCAGUGGAUCUAGUGGUACAUAUAAUGUACAUGCAUUAGAACUGGCUGCAGCGAGAGAAAGAAAAUUAAAAACAUUAAGUAUUACUGUGAAAUUUCUAGAUGACACAGAACAUGUUUUUCAUAUUGAAAAACGUGCCAAAGGCAGUACGUUAUUGGAACAGGUUUACCAUCAUCUUGAGCUAGUUGAAAAAGAUUAUUUUGGAUUGCAGUUUUCAGAUAAUGGUAAUUUACCCGGAAAAAGAAGUUCUGCGUGGAUGCGCUGGUUAGAUCCGUCCAAGUCAAUAAAAAAACAGCUGGGAACCUGUCAAUAUCCUUUAUAUUUUAGAGUUAAGUUUUAUGUAUCCGAUCCAAGUAAACUCCAAGAAGAAUAUACCCGUUAUCAGUUUUAUUUACAAUUAAGAAGAGAUAUUUUAGAAGGGAAGUUAUAUUUACCCCCAAGCACUGCCAUACUAUUAGCUAGUUAUACUGUACAAUCUGAAUUAGGUGAUUAUCAACCUGAAGAACAUGGACCAAAUUACUUAUCAAAUAUUCAACUUGUUCCAAAUCAAAAUGAUGACAUUGAGAAAAAAAUAUCAGAAUUACACAAACUGCACAAAGGCCAACUUCCUGCAGAUGCUGAAUUCAAUUUUUUGGACCAUGCCAAAAGGAUUGAAAUGUAUGGAGUAGAAUUACAUAAAGCUAGAGAUAGUGCAAAUAAAGAAAUCCAAUUGGGAGUGACACAUUUAGGUUUAGUAGUGUUUCAAAAUAAUAUUCGAAUUAACGUUUUUUCAUGGUCUAAAAUUAUGAAAAUUUCAUUUAAAAGGAAACAGUUUUUUAUACAACUUCGUCGAGAGCUGUCUGAAUCGUAUGAUACCUUGCUUGGUUUCAACAUGGAGACAUAUCGUUCAUCUAAAACUCUUUGGAAAUCAUGUGUUGAACAUCACACAUUUUUCCGCCUUCAUUCACCGAGAGUGAAAAGAAAAUUUCCAUUGUCUCUUGGUUCCAAAUUCACAUAUUCUGGAAGAACAGAAUAUCAAACAGUGGCAGAGGUACGACAGAGAGGGAUUUUAGAAAGAAAAUUCGUGAGAUCGCCCAGUAAAUAUUUGGUGGGUCGCACUUCUACUCAUACACCUCCACAUUUAGAAGAUAGAGGAAAACUGAUAACAGCUCCUGCUAGACCACCAGGACCUUACGCUCAUAAAGUCACUUCAUUAGACACCAAAGAACCUAAAAAAGCAUGGACUGAAGACAGUAGGAUAUCAGAUGAUGAUGGAGGUUUUUUGGAAAGAACACUAGAAGGUCCCUUUUCGCCUGGAAUAGCAGGAAGAGUUAUAAGUUAUGCAGAUGAAGAACCACCUUCUCCCACUUCUAAUGGAUUAUAUGAUACUCCGCCAUAUAGUUUAAGUCAUUCCCCUACGUCGCAAAUAAUCGAUGAUAAUUUAGUAACGAUUGUUCUCCAUCCUGAUGAAGAAGGAAAAUAUGGUUUUAAUGUGAAAGGUGGAAGUGAACAAAAUGUGCCUAUUUUAGUAUCUAGAGUAGCUCCAAAUACACCUGCAGAUAAAUGUGUGCCAAGAUUAUCGGAAGGCGAUCAGUUGUUACAAAUUAAUGGCCACGAUGUAACACACGCUCUUCACCAAGACGUUGUCAAAUUAAUUCAAGAAGCUAGAAUUACAAAUUCAGGUAAGCUAGUAUUAAUGGUGAAAGCCAACGUCUUGUAUCAAGGUUAUGAAGACUAUGAAGAACCGCCAUAUCAAUAUGUACCUGCAGGAGACAUAGAACCUCCAUCUCCUGGAAACGCUCUCCAACAAAGUAUGCUAUUGUUAGCUGAUGGAUUAGCUAGUGGAACAUUAAUAGCGCGAUACGAAACACUUUUUAGAAAACAUCCUGAUUUGACAUGCGAUGAAUCGCUAAAAUCACAAAAUGUGAAUAAGAAUCGAUAUAGAGAUAUUUUGCCAUAUGAUACGACUAGAGUUGUGUUGAAAAGUGGUACAAAUGGUGACUAUAUCAAUGCAAAUUAUGUAAACAUGUCAAUAUCUGGUACUGAAACAGUUAACCAUUACAUAGCAACUCAAGGUCCUUUACCAGCGACCACUGAAGACUUUUGGCAAAUGAUCCUUGAAGAAAACUGCAAUUUGAUUGUAAUGUUAACUACUCUUAUAGAAAGGGGACGAGCCAAAUGUCAUAAAUACUGGCCGAGUAUAGGUGAAACCUUAACUAUGCAAAAUACUACUAUAAAAUGUAUUUCUGAAGAGACUGAUCCUUCUGAAAGUUUUGUUUUUAGAGAUUUUGUUCUUUGCGACAUUAAGAAUAAUGAAUCAAGAGAUAUAAAACAUAUGCAAUAUAUUGCGUGGCCUGAUCACGGAGUGCCUGAUUCCCCACAACAAUUUCUAAAUUUUACUGAAAAGGUUCGAUCGGCAAGGAAAGGUUCUGCUCCUGUAGUGGUACAUUGUAGUGCCGGUAUCGGCAGAACGGGUGUGAUGGUAUUGAUGGAAACUGCUUUAUGUUUAAUGGAGGUUAACGAACCAGUUUAUCCUUUAGAAAUAGUUAAAACUAUGAGGGAACAACGAGCUAUGAUGAUACAAAAUGCUAGUCAAUAUCGCUUUGUUUGUGAAAGCGUGCAUGCUGCAUAUAGCGAUAAUAUAAGCGUAGAUAAAUCAGUAAGUCAAUUGGAAUAAUGAUUGGAUGAUAUCUCGAUUAAAGAUAUGCACAAGGAGUAUAUCAACAAGAUUUUUCUGUAGAAAAAUCUGGUUAGACUGAGUGAUACAAAAAUAAUGCACUUAAAAUCAGAAAUUUCAUAUCGAUAGCUGCUAGUCAAUUAUAUUGUCAAAAAAUUUUCAGGUUUAUCAUAUGUCUGAGACUGAAAUUUAGUGCCAUAUCUUUUCUAUAAAACCCCUUUUUUGCAAGCGAUUUCAUAUUUUUAUUUGAAAAUUUUUAUAUUUUUAGUACUUUUUGUAUAGAUAUACUACUUAAAUUGGUAUUAUAUAUCUGGUCUUUUCUACACUUUUUACAACCUAAAUAAUGUUUUAGCUAUUAUAUCAAAAAUUAAACUGUGCACUUACCGUUUACAAAUAAUAAGUAUGCUUAAAUGAUAUCAGCAACCUAUUCUCUGUAAUAAAAAACACUGUCAUGUGGUAAUUGAGAAACCUACAAAGGGCCUCGACAAAAGAGAAGAUAGAGAAAAAUGACAUGACCAAAGAUAUAGAAGAAUAUAAAAAAAUGUCGAGCACAUAACAAGUCGAACAGUCUGAUAGUUAAAACGGUUUUAAUAAUAAUAUAAGAGAAUCAGUAUUGUUAUUUCAUACAUUUCUUUAAUGUUAUAUAUUGUGUAUAAAAAUUUUAUGAAUACGUGCUGCUACAAAUAGAACAGUCAUACAUAAACAUUUCCAUCUUAAAUUAUUAUUAGUGGUUUAAAUUCAAUAACUGGAUCCUCAUCUUGAAAUAUUAUCACCUAUGAAUUAAACAAUGAGCUCUUCAUCAUCGUUUUCCUUCAACAGCAUCAAAGAAAGACUUCAAAUGCCGAAACUAAUGAUGAUGAGGACAGUACUAAGUCGCUUAUCGCCGUUUCUCUAUACAACUCACGAGUUGUCAAUGUAUUUCACUUAAUUAAACUUUUCUCGUAUUCUUUAUUACUAGUAGUUGUCGAUAAUAAUUUAAGUUUCAAACUUAUUUGUAUGUUAUUUCAACUGAUUUUAAUUGCAAACUUCCAUCACUACUAAUUAUGUGAUUUUGAUAAGCCUUAUACAUAAUAGAACCUGUCCAAUACAUAAACCUACUUUUUAAAAUGUAUUAUCAUUUGAUGUUAUUUACUUAGGUCUAUUGUUUACGAAUUUUGUACAAAAAUGUGAAAAACAAUCACAACAUUGUUCUGGCUUACAUAAUAACAUAUUUAGUUUGUUUUUUUGUUUCACAAUAACAACUGAUAAAAGAUAAAAACUUAAAUCAUAGACAAGCUCAAAAUACUAUAUUACGACAAUAAUUCAUUAAAUCGAUAACUAAUGGAGUAGAGAAAUAUAUAUUAACUAUCUAAGGUUGUUUAUCUUGUGCCAUUGGCCAUUGGUUUUUGUUUUCAAAUAUAAAAUGGAAAGUAACCCUUUUGUGAAUUGAACGGUAUAUGGUAACACUGCCUAUACUAUUAGAUGUGUGUAGGAGAACAGCCACCUCAUUACUUUCGAUGUUUUAUAGUGUCUACGGGAGCAGUAUUUAAUAUUUUUACCUGUCGUAACAUGCCAUUUAGCUUGUUACGUUUUUCUUCAAACAUUUUGAUUAUUCCUUUGUUCACGUAUUGUGGCACAGUAGUCAUUUCUAAUUAUUCGAACAUUCGAGUUUUUGAAGACAUUAAUUGGUUAGACUUCCCCACUCCAUUUGAAGAAUUCAAUAAUACUAUAGUUCUAUUGUUAAAUCGUCCUCAGUCUAUAUACCCUCUUAAAGUGUUUACAUCAAAGUAAAUUUAGUAAAAUUUGUGGUGAUAUUAUUCUUUACAAGAAUAAAUUCCAAGUUCUUGUAGGUUUUUUUGAGGUGUACGAAAUGAUCGACAGUAAAGGAAGCAUAGAAACCGCCUUUGUGAAGCAGAACUGCUUUAAGACUUCUUUUUGAAGAAUCUAUGAAAAUAUCCCACUGUGCUGGGUCGUAUGAGAUCUUAAUUGUCUUCAUCAAGCCUUCAAUAAACCAACUCGUCCUCUUGGGCAAAGUAGGAAGUGAACUGCUUCUCACGGUAUCUAAACCAUGAGAAAUACAUUCCCGGCAAAAGUAAGUUCUUGCUUUUGGACCUUGAUCCAAGCAACUCAGCAGCGUUUUUAGGAAGAUUCAAGUUUCUUACCAAAUAAUUUAGCUCGCCCUGGCUAAACAAUUUCGAACUGCUGUCAUCUUAAAAUGCAAAACUUGACUUGUUAUUGGGUUCGGGUACAGCACCAUCUUCGCAAAACUUGGAAUCUCUUCCAGGGUAGCAGGGGCCUUGGGCACUGGCAUAUCGGUCCCAUGAGGGACGAGAUGAAUAGCUGAUUGCAGAUUGGGGUAUGAAAUUGGCUGCUUCCGUUUUGAAUUAUACCCUUUCACAGAACACGAAGAAAAGUAACAAUCAUCACUAUGAUUCUUUUGCUUGCUCCAUAUAAUAGGAAUCGCAUAUUGGAAAGCUUUUUUCUUGACCUUAAACCAAUUUCGAAGGUCUUCAACAAAGAGUUUUAACCAAAAUACGCGAAGUAUACUUUUUUUACAAAGUCCGUAUUAUUUAGUUGUUGCUUUAAUAUCAUAUAUUCGCCACAACAGAAACUGUCAGACGAAUUCACACACUUCCAAACAGACUACACUACACUUAACCAAGAGAUUUAAAAAUAAUAAUCAAUAUAAAAUUGUACUCAUUUAUUCAUGACAAGUUAGCCCAAAAAUUUAAUUAAAUUUAGCGUUUUACAAAAUAAUCUGAAGUUCUAGAAUUUUUUGGGUAUUUUUUUAGUUUUCAGCUCAACACCUAAAUGUAUAGAAAUCGGUCAAAAACAUCUAGACAACAUUUUUGUUGCAGACCUGUGUAAUUUCCCGUAUAAAUUUGUAUCUUAUGUUUAUUUGGAGAACAGAACGAAUAGAAUAGAUUCCUGUUUUUUCUAUGUAUAGCAUAAACUCCUUUUUACUCAAAUAUAUUCUACAUCCUUCUCUAGUAAUUUCCAUCGGAAUUCUUGUUCCCUUCCUCAUUUCAUUUUUCCCCGCAGUUCUACGGCUGCUACAUGUACUAUUUGACUAUAUAAUUAUUUAAAAAUAGCUUUUAAAAGAUUGGGAUAAGCAGUCAAUGAUUUAAGUUGUAAAUUAAAAACUCCUUUGUCUUGAUUCACAUUAACAUUCUAAAAUUAAAACUUAGUAUGUAAAAAAAUCUAUGAAGCUUUUAUCAUUUAUAAAUUAUUACAAUAAAUAUAUUUUGUUAACGUCCUUUCGUCCGAAAUUACCAAAUUUAUUAAAUAAAUCGAAUUGUGAAUUUGUC